AUGGCUGACUCCAACUCCCCUCGCCAAACACGGCCAUCGCUAGGCCAGAUGCGAAGCCCGUCGUUCAUCCAGGACCACCAGCAGUAUAAGCCGCCGCACCCCAUUAGCCAGAACAUCGGCGAGGUUCUGGGCAGUCACUUGGACGAGAGCAUGUCGACUCUGGCCCUAAACUCCAACCCGAUUAGCCCGGAUCCCGAGAAGGUCACCGACAGCGGUAUCAUCCACAGCAUCUUCAAUCACCAGUCAAACCCCCUUCCCAGCGGCACACCGCGAGUAGUGGCGACCAUCUUCUACAAGUCCUCAAACCCUAUCCACCCCCAUUUCCACCCGGAUGUAUCCCCGAAUCUUGUGCCCGGCGACAAACUACCCUCCCCCGAGGUUCCUGAGGGUUCCGCCCCAACAGUGGACAUGGAUAAGAUCCCGCGCGAGCCGCCAGCCCCGGAACCGGAGCCGUUGGAUCACCUCUACGGGCCAUACGUCUCGCAGAUGUGCUUGACCAAUUUCCUUCAGAUUAUCGAAACACUGCCCACGCCGUACCGGCGCAUGAACACUUCGCACCGCUGUCUAGAUCGCGACGCACAGCCUCGUGUGGUUGAGGUCACAUUCUCCCCGCCGCCAAACCCGGAUUACCUCUCGUUUGCAGAUCUGCGCAAGCAUGAAAGUAUCUGGCGGUUUGAGCGCGAGUGGAAUGUCGAGGUUGUCUUGCAGAUGGAGGGUGUCUUCCGUCGGCAUAAGCGGCUGGCCGUGUUUGACAUGGACAGCACCCUUAUUCAGAAUGAGGUUAUUGAUGAGAUUGCCCGCGAGAUCGGGGUGGAGAAGGAGGUUUCUGAAAUUACCGAGCGGGCAAUGAACGGCGAGCUGGACUUCGCCGCUUCCUUGAAAGAACGCGUGGCUCUUCUCAAGGGCGUCCCCGCCAGCGUCUUCGAGAAGCUGAAGGGCAUUCUCACCAUCUCCCCAGGCGCCCGGGAACUCUGUCUCGCUUUGAAAGCCCUUGGAUACAAGAUCGCCGUGCUGAGCGGCGGCUUUCAGCCUCUGGCCGAGUGGCUCGCCGGAGAGCUGGGUAUCGAUUAUGCAGUCGCCAACCACCUCGAAAUCGACGAGACCUCCCAGACCCUCACAGGUAAACUGGUAGACUCAUACCCGAUCAUCGAUGCCACCCAGAAGCGCGCCUUGCUGCAGAAGAUCGCAGCCGAGAACAACAUUCCCAUUGCUCAGACCAUCGCUGUCGGCGACGGCGCCAAUGAUCUCCUGAUGCUUCAUGCUGCCGGUCUCGGUGUCGCCUGGCGAGCGAAGACCAAGGUCCAGCUUGAAGCACCGACUCGCAUCAACGGCGAGAGCAUGGUCGAUCUACUCUACGUGCUCGGUCUGGAUAAUGAGGAUAUUGUGGAGUUGACCUCCAAGACUCACUAG
Messenger RNA from Penicillium lagena, 1410 nucleotides. Its product is annotated as phosphoserine phosphatase SerB. Gene Ontology annotation, molecular function: L-phosphoserine phosphatase activity; magnesium ion binding. Lineage: Eukaryota; Fungi; Ascomycota; Eurotiomycetes; Eurotiales; Aspergillaceae. The transcript is spliced from 3 exons. Gene Ontology annotation, cellular component: cytoplasm. The record is from RefSeq and is a predicted model, not a curated record. Gene Ontology annotation, biological process: dephosphorylation; L-serine biosynthetic process. The coding region runs from base 1 to 1410 and encodes 469 amino acids.